CUAGAUUUAUAUAGUACAUGCAACGCAGUGUUACAACUAUAGAGAAAACAACAGAAAGCUAGGGACAAGGAGAUGAGGCCAACAAAUACCACCACCAUCGCCACCACCAUCGCCACCACCGGCACUGCCACUGCCACUGCCACAACCAUUGAUGCCGGAUUCCACAAGAGGAACUCACCAAUUCCUUGCAUCUUUGGUGUCCUAGCUAUCAUGGUGCAACUUAUCGCGUUAGUAUUGAUAAUUCUAGCUUGCUCAUACCAAAAAAAAUCUUCUAAUUCAUCAAGUGGGGUCCAAGAAGAACCAAGCAAGGCUGUGCAGGUUUUAAAGACAGAAAUGGAGCCAAAGAUAGUCGUCAUCAUGGCCGGAGAUGACAACCCCACGUACUUGACAAAGCCCAUCUCUUCUGAUAGCCAUACGAAACAAGUCUGAGAUCUCUCAUGCUUGAAUAUUCACAGCAAUUAGUCUGAGAUUUGUUUUUUUUUUUUUUUUUUGUGUUUUUUUUUUUUUUUAAAUUAUCAUAAUGAUUCUUUCUACUGAUUUAGACUUUGCCUUUGUUAAGAGUUCGUUACGGGAAUAUGAAAAUUGAUGAAUAUAUUUCAUUUUACAGUGGUUCAGUAGCAUCUCUUCUUAUUUCUCUUAAAAAUAUUGUGAAAGUUUUUUUAAUAAAAAAUGUGUUAUUUAUCUUUCAAAUAAAAACUUACUAAUCCGCCGAGCAUAUUGAC
This is a messenger RNA of Cornus florida, 722 nucleotides long. Its product is annotated as protein GLUTAMINE DUMPER 6-like. The record is from RefSeq and is a predicted model, not a curated record. The transcript has a single exon. The coding region runs from base 73 to 429 and encodes 118 amino acids. Lineage: Eukaryota; Viridiplantae; Streptophyta; Magnoliopsida; Cornales; Cornaceae. Gene Ontology annotation, biological process: regulation of amino acid export.